UCCCGCUGGCUGUUGUUGAUGCCUGAAGUUGCUGUUGUUUGGACCCUGUGCUGCCCUUAUCUGCUCCUGACAUUGAGGCUCAUUAAAGCCGAGAAAGGGACACGGUGGGCAUUUACCGGCCGACGUGUUUAUGAGUCACCAGGGACGCGUCUCAUCGCGAGCAGUCGGGAGUUUGCGCGCUAGCGGCAGGUACAGCGAGCUCCAGCUAGCUCCGGAGCCCGACCGAGCGAAGAAAGGAAAAAACAGCCGACGCUUGGCGUGCUCUCUUUGUUUCUGUCGUGCCAGUCUGAAGCGCGUAGAUAAUCCCCUUUGUCUUGCAUUUCGGGGCUUCUCUCGCUCAUGAACGGUGUUUAUAUUUGUAGCUGUUAGCAGGCAGCUAGCUGAAGGCUAGCGUUAGCUCGUAGCGCAGGACCGUGUUGUUGACAACGUUUGGUGCUUUCGUAACCGCCCGGCUGUGACAAAUACAAAGAAAACGCUGAGAGUUGUUGGGUUUGAAGGAGUUGUUGUCGUGCCUCUGUACAAUUAUUUUAUGUGUUUAGCCUCUGGAUCAGUCGGUUCGGAGGGAACCCGGGACGCAGCCGAACAGCGGUCCGUUAUUAACCUGGAGCUUGUCGGAGAAGUUGGAUUGUAGGAUUUCAGUGAAUGCAGGUUGUUUUUUCAAUCGAUUUGUGGGAACCAAGUAAACAAGCAGCUGAUCGAGGGCUGGCCGGGUCUGUGGCUGCUGACAGAUUGCGUCAUUAGUUGUGUCCACCUGUCGGCCGGUGCUGGCGACUCGUUCACCUGAGACGUCCCAGGAAGCUGUAGCCAGGUGACAUCUGGAGUAUUUACACGUGUUGUUCUUCUCCUCUGGUACCGUUUUAAUGCCAAGGACGUGUGACAUGAGAUAAGGUGGUUCUUGUCUUGCUGUGAGCCGACCUGAGCAGCUGUUUGAUGCUCAUGACCGUGGUGGCUUCAGACAGACACGGACACAGAGUUAUGAAUUAAAGCAGCCGCCGGACGUCGCUGUGAGCAGUGCUGUGAUCAGGGAGAGGGUCCCUGCAGGGUCCCAUUGUGUCUUCAGGUGAGCUGCCCCCCACUAAUGCCAAUGCUGGAUCUGGAGGUGGUGCCUGAGAGAUCACUCGGAAAUGAGCAAUGGGAAUUCGCCUUAGGGAUGCCAUUUUCCCAGGCCAUCUCUAUCCUUCAGAAACACUGCCGCAUCAUCAAAAAUGUCCAGGUGCUAUACAGUGAACAGACGCCGCUCAGCCAUGACCUCAUACUGAACUUGACUCAGGAUGGGAUUAAGCUGCUGUUUGAUGCCACAAAUCAGAGACUCAAGGUGAUUGAAGUGUAUGACCUGAGCAAAGUCAAGCUGAAAUACUGUGGAGUCCAUUUCAACUCUCAGGCCAUUGCCCCCACAAUAGAGCAAAUAGAUCAGUCAUUUGGAGCGACGCACCCUGGAGUGUACAAUGCUGCAGAGCAGCUGUUCCAUCUCAACUUCCGAGGACUGUCCUUCUCCUUUCAACUGGACUCAUGGAACGAAGCUCCAAAAUAUGAGAUUCCACACGGGGCCAUGGUCAAGAGGAUGCACAUCUACACUGGCAACAACCUGCAAGAAACAAGAGCUCCUGCGAUGCCGUUGGCUUGUUUCCUUGGCAACAUCUAUGCAGAGUGUGUGGAUGUCCUGAGAGAUGGGGCAGGGCCUCUGGGGCUCAGACUCCGCCUCCUCACUGCAGGUUGUGGUCUCGGUGUGAUGGCGGAUGCGAAAGUCCGGUCUCUGGAGAGAUGCAUCUUCUUUGGAGAUUCCUGUCAGGAUGUACUGGGUGCUCUGGGCUCGCCACAUAAAGUCUUCUACAAGUCUGAGGACAAGAUGAAGAUCCAUUCUCCAUCGCCUCACAAGCAGGUUCCUUCUAAAUGCAACGACUACUUCUUCAACUACUUCACCCUGGGAGUGGAUAUCCUGUUUGACUCGACAACUCACCUGGUUAAGAAGUUUGUCCUCCACACCAACUACCCUGGACAUUACAACUUCAAUAUAUAUCAUCGCUGUGACUUUAAGAUUCCACUGGUCAUUAAAAAAGAAGGAGCUGAUUCUCAGACAGAAGACUGCAUCUUAACUACCUACAGCAAGUGGGAUCAGAUUCAGGAGCUGCUUGGCCACCCGAUGGAAAAGCCUGUCGUGCUUCACAGGUCCUCAUCAGCCAAUAACACCAACCCCUUUGGCUCCACCUUCUGCUUCGGCCUGCAGAGGAUGAUCUUUGAGGUGAUGCAGAACAACCACAUAGCAUCAGUGACCCUCUACGGUGCUCCACGGACCACCAGUCAGGCCCGACCCGAGUCCAGUAGUAGUUCCCAUUGAACAAGUAACCAGAACCACAUCCCAUCCUGGCCUGACCUGAAUCUAGUCCUUCUACUGACUGAAUUUCUAAUCCAGAGCCAGAUUCUGAACCAAGCAGACCUAACCGAACAACACCGUUACUCCUGGCCAGCUCAGAAGCUCCACAUUGAACAGACAUUAAUCAACUCUUCCUGCUGGUUGCUAUCCUUUCAGUCCAGCUCACUCAGUCAGCCCAACUCAGACUCUGUGAGGAAACCCAAGAUUUAGUGCCAUGGUGGCAGCGCUGGAGCACCGAGCAUGCUUUGAAGCCAAACCAGUGGAACGUAGUCUUGGUUCACGGUCCCGGUGGUGCUGCUUUCUGGUAGAGCUCAACUGUUCCAUCCUGAACCGCAUUCUCGCCCAGGACCACAGAGGAGAAAGAGUUUGUCCAGACUGUAGGAAGGCUCGGUUCCAGCAGUACGACGCAUCAGCAGACCGUAUGGGACAGAACCCUCUGGACCACUGUGGUGCUGAGACAACAGGCAUUUCAAAUCAUCGGCUACAAACUUCAAAAACGUUUUGCAUCCAGGUUCCUGUGGCCAGAGUCUAGAAACAAACUCUGCUUUGACCCACUGAAUUCAUUACAAACAACCACACUGCCAGACCAACCGGUACCGCCUGUCUUCCUGCCUGAACUUCAGAACCCCACCCAACUGGCUCAGUCAAACACCCCGGACACAAUCAAACCAAACCAGUCCAGCCCAACCACGAGCCAUCAGAGCCAAACGCGCUGAAAAAGCUGCAGAGGACUUAAACCAAAAAACCCCACACAGGACCAUGAGAAUCACAAUUUAGUCACACAUGACAAGAACCAGUCGCACUCAGGGUCUGGGGAGAGACGUGGUCCAGAACGCAACCUGCUCGAUGGCCAGGCUUGUCCAACCAGAUGUGAAGCCUCUUCAAGCAUCCCAGCAUCCAGCAUCGCCUCCUCCGAUUACCGUCUCCCUCUUCAUCCUCCUCCUCUUCCUCCACUUGGUCCAGUGGUGCCCACUCAGACACAAGCACACAGCAGUCAUCGACCCACAGCUGCUGCAGCUCUGGACUUGGUCUCGUUGCUUUCACAAACACGACACGCUGACAUAAACAAGCAUCUGCAUGUGUUGGGCCGCUGACUGUCAAAGUGACAUUUCAUGAGACGGUAACUGAAGCACACACUCAGCAUCUCAGUCCCUCCACUACUGGACUCACAUGUAGAUGAAUACAUGAAGCUGGUGAAACAAACAGACAUGCAGGCAUGACACAAGAAUUUGCAUGAACUUGGCAGACGUUCUGACUUAUUACAAGCACAAGCCUGUUUUGUUUGAUAAAGAAUCUUCCUGCAUGUUUGGAGAGGCCUAGAGUCGACUCACAUUUCCUGUCCUCCUCUCUGCCCGUCGUCACUCACACCGUCUCCAUUUAAAUUGUGUACUGUUGUUGUUUUAGAUCCAUUUUUACAUUUGCACUAAAACACACCUUUUUACUUGAUUGACUGAUUGUGCCCUGCACUCAGACGGGUCUGUGGACAGUGUGUUUUACUCAUAGGUUUGGGCAGAAGAGAAGUUCUCCUCAGUGUUCUCCAUCUCUGCUCUGCGCUUUCUUCAUCUCCUACAUCUGACUGAUGCAUUGCACAUCAUCCCUCAGCAUUUAUUCUUUGUUGUGUUGCCAAAUGCUGCAGCCAGACGCUUCAGGAGGUUUUCAUUUGACACCGUCGCUGUCAUCUCUCGUCUAAACUUGUCCCGACGGGGAGAGUCGUGUUUGGCUGUCUCCAUUCUGUCGCAUCUUUUGUUUUAAACUUGCACAUCAGAGUCAUUCGCUGUGGUGACGCCUCUAAAUUCAGCUCCUGGUUUCUGUAACUGCUGGCAGCAAUUAGACGACAUGAACAGAUGACUGAAGGCGCUCAGUCCUUCUGUUGUCUGGAUCUGAUUACAGCUACAUGCAAAUAACAAAAGGACGUAAGCAGAGCUCUGGUGUGAGUGUCUGCAUGCAGGCUGCUUGUUGUUGUCAGUGAGCUGUGAUUUACAGAGCUGCCAUUGUUUAUCUGUGGAUUUAGGAUGUUUGAACCCAUCUGGGACAAAGGGGGACAAGCAUCGGUCAUCCCGUCAUCAUAACGUGUGACGGCUUCCUCCCAGUCUGCACAUUCUUUAUAAUUACAAGCAAAUUAAUAAACGGUGUACUAAUUUGAA
Molecule: messenger RNA, 4515 nt
Organism: Stegastes partitus (bicolor damselfish)
Lineage: Eukaryota; Metazoa; Chordata; Actinopteri; Pomacentridae
Gene: phaf1
Product: phagosome assembly factor 1
Exons: 16
Coding region: 1079-2335 (418 amino acids)
Biological process (GO): Golgi to plasma membrane protein transport
Cellular component (GO): synaptic vesicle membrane; trans-Golgi network; dendrite
Source: RefSeq, a predicted model, not a curated record